Molecule: messenger RNA, 2855 nt
Organism: Clunio marinus
Lineage: Eukaryota; Metazoa; Arthropoda; Insecta; Diptera; Chironomidae
Source: the annotation of a GenBank genome assembly
ACAACUUUUUAAAAAUAUCUUCAGCUUAUUGGGGCUGAAAAUUCAUAAUUACAGUAUUUUACUACUCCUUCAUGAAAAUGUUACCAUCACUUGGCAUAUUUAGUAAUAUUCCUUGUCCAUAUUUUGAAGAAGGCCAAUGUUUGAGGCCUUAUUGUCAUUUUAAACAUGUUUCAAAGAAAGAGGAAACAUCAAAGCCAGUGUACCAUCCGACAAAAAUCACACAACAGCCUGAUGUUGAAAUAGUUCAAGAACAAGUUAAAAAGAAACCGCGACUUGAAUAUCUUCCAAUACCGAUUUCAAGGCCCAUUGCAACUUAUAAAGCAACUGUGAUCAACAAAGUUGUUGAAUCCAACUCGUAUGUUCCAGCUGAAACAAAUAAAAGUAAUAAUGUGUCCGUAGUUUCUUAUACGCCUUCAAAAAUUAUUAAAGAAACAAACGAAAUAUUAAAAGAAGAAAUUAAAAGUGAAAAACUUCCGGAAGUUCUUGAAGAAUCUGUAAACAAAUCAACUGACGAAACAAUCAACAUAGUUUCAGAAACAGUAAAAACUGAUGAUAAAGAUAAUCAACAUAAUGAUGAAGUUGUUAAAGAAAAAGAUCACAGAAAAUCAAGAAGUCACUCAUCAUCCAAACAUCGAUCUUCAUCAUCAAGACAUCAUCACAAAAGUUCGAAAUCAAAAGAGAAAAGUUCAUCAUCACAUGAAAAGAGUUCUCAUCGAAAGGACUCAAGUUUAUCAUCAUCAUCAACAAGACAUAAAUCAAGUAGACACAAAUCUAGCUCAAAUUCUAAACGAGAUCACAGAUCAAAAAGUUCAUCUCAUAGUAAACAUAAAAAGGACGAAUUGGAACAUAAAAAUGGUGAUGAAAAAGAAAGUAAAAGUGUUGAAGAUUCUUUAGACAGUAAUGGAUGGAUUGAGAGUGAAGAAGAUGAUAUUGAAGAGCAAUGUCGACAGAUUUUUGAUAACUAUAAACCAAAUGAAGAUUCUUCAUCGUCGAAGGCAACUCAACCCAAAACUACAAGGAAAGAAGAAUCUGACGAAGAGCCAACAGUUGUUGACAAAAAACGACAAGCACAUGAAAAUGCUGGAACUGUAAAACGUUCAAUUCCAAAAAUUAAAACAAAUCAUGAACAAGAAGCGAUGUUGACAGUUCAACGAAGACAACAAAUGGCUCUUGACAAAGCUUUAAGUGAGUUAAAAGCAAAAGAUGAAUUAAUAGCCAAACAUGAAGCUGAAAUCAAAGAGAGAGAAAAUGCGACACCGCUCAUCAAUCCGCUGGUAUUUCAACGACCUCAUGGACCAAAACGACCGAUGAUUACACCAAUUUCAUCACAAAUGGCGAUUCAAAAUGCAAAACGAAAGAUUGAAGAAUUAAAUAAAGCGAAACAACGACAACAAUUUCAAACUCCAACACCGGCGCAAACAGCAGCAAAAAGUGUGAAUAGAGUUGCUCACGUUCCAUCAGGAAUUGCUGACAUUGAUGCAAGUAAAUUAGCACCACCUGUAAGAGAAGCCCAAAGCUCAAAAAUUUCCAGCAAUAUUCGUCAUCAAUAUUAUCAGAACAUGGUGAAGGUUUGUUUAGAAAUUUAUCCACUUGCAGCAGAUGCUUUCGAAAGAGCUCAAUCGGAAGAGUAUGAAGUUUUUAAGAAAUGCACAAUGGUGACAACAUACAAGACGAGCGUCUUACUUGCAAUCAAUCGACUGAAAAAAGAAAUUAAUUUAAGUAGCAAAUCGAAAUUACCAAAACUUGUUUCACACGAAUUAAUGUUAGCUGGAAAAAUUGGACAAAAAUCGUCUUGGUCGACAAAUAACAAAAUAAAAGUUUCCAAUUCAGAGUCGUCAUUAACAACGAUCGACAACUGCUCAAGUUCGGAAGCUUUUGAGUUGGUCGUCGAUUGCAUUUUAUCGGAGGCACAAAUGAGGGAAAAUGGCUUUCCUCGAUCAUGUGGAAAGCGUGGUCGAGCACAACUUUUUGUUCCAAAGAAAGCAAAGCCACAAAAUGGAAGAGAAGACGAUUAUUAUUGCGCGAGAUGUCAUAAAGUGUUUAAUGUUGACAUUUACGAUGAGCCGCAAACAGAUUUGUGUAAUUUUCAUAUGAAACGUUCAGGAUUUCGUCGAGGUUGCGCUGAUAAUUUGUAUUAUUGUUGUGAACAACCGUCGGGAUCGGCUGGAUGUUGUUAUGCAAAUUAUCAUGUGACUGAUUACAUUGAUCAUGACAAUCUCAUUCAAUAUGUUCAGACAAUGGAUAGAGGCGACGAUUAUGUGUGCACAAAGAAAGAUAUUUUCGCACUUGAUUGUGAAAUGUGCUACACCGUUGCUGGCAUGGAACUCACUCGAAUAACAGUCGUUAACUUCAACGAGGAAACUGUUUAUGAUAAGCUCGUGAAACCACAGAACCGCAUUAUUGACUACAACACAAGGUUUUCGGGAAUUACUGAAGCGAUGUUGUCGUCACCCGACGUCCAAUCAUUCUCACAAGUGCAAGCUGUUUUAUUAUCGAUGUUUCAUUCACGCACAAUUCUCAUCGGUCACUCAUUAGAGAGUGACUUGAAAUCUCUUAAACUAAUACACAACGUGGUCGUUGACACUUCCAUUCUUUACCCUCAUCGACAAGGUCCACCGAAGAAACGAGCUUUGAAGACAUUGUGCAUUGAAUAUCUCGAGAAAAUUAUCCAAGAAGAUGAUGCUGGUCAUGAUUCAGCGGAAGAUGCAAUGGUUUGCAUUCGACUUGUCAAAUGUUAUUUGCGCAAUCGAAUUGUCAAUUAAAAUCAAUUUUAAUUAAUAACUGAACAUUACUGAUCAUGAUUAUCAAAAUAAUAUUUAGAAUAGAAUAAAAUUUAAAGUUAAACGUGAUAAAUA